UGAUUAAAUCUAAUUGCUCAGCGGGAAGUGGAGUUGAUAAUUUACGAGUCUCGAUGAUUACACCAAGUGAUUGGAGACGAGUUGAUUCAUCGUAAUGAUAAAUUGACUCUCGUAAUAAUCCUUGAGUAUUUAAAGGUUCAUUGUAUGAAGGUUGAUUGUUACAAAGAUGAAGAAGUUUCAAAUUUCAUUGAUUUGAAAGGCGCGGUCCGAUAGAGAUAAACUUUUCAAAUGGUCAGUAACUGACCGUCAGUUAGAGCUGCACAUGUUAAAUUUUCAAAAUUUUGAAUUUCAAACAACUAAAGUUUCAAGAAAAGUUCUUUCUGUAUCUUUUAUCAAGUGGUUUAUUUUUUAGAUUGUUUCAUGUAACUUUCAACAAUGAAUAUCAACGAUUUACCUGAUGAUUGUUUACUUUUGAUUUUUGAUCAGUUUUAUCAAUUGCGACAAUUUGCUACAUUGAUGAAAGUUUGUAGGCGCUGGAAAAUAUUAGUGGAAAAGAGACUGAAGAAGAUCACUCACUUACACAUUGCAUUAAUCACUCCAUCUGAAAGAUUGAUGCAGCUCGAUGAUACUUGUGAACAAAAACAUCUUCCAUCGACUCAUGAAGGUGUUAUCACAAUAAGCCAAGACUUCUUGGAGAAAAUUGAACUCUCGGAGCUCCUUUCUAAUGUUAAGAUAAUCCAUCUUGAAAAUUUCGCUGAUAAUUGUCUCUGCGUUGCAUUAGCUCAUUUACUCACCAACGCGAAUCAAAUUAAAGGCUUGAGCUGUUUUGAUUAUCCACCUCAAAUGAAUCACGAAUGUAACAUCAUGAAAAGAAUAACACCAUUUCUGAGUCAUAUUCAAGUUCUACGAAUUAGUAAUUACGCAUUAUUAACAAGUUAUCUCAGAACUUUUGGUCAUCUUAAGAAAUUGAAAUCUCUUGGUUCUUCAAAUUACUUCCAGCCUGUAAAUUUACUCCAUGUUCUUAAAUUUGCCCAGUUUUUGACAAAUCUCGAGCGACUUGUUGCUUUUUGUGAUGAUGAGUUUGAUUAUCAUUUUAUUCAACUAGAAAGCCAUUUACCGAUAUUUGGAAAUCUUUUGCAUCUUCAGCUUCAAGAUAAAUCGCUAAAUGGAUCUAAUUUCAUAAAAUUCUUGAACUUGUGUCCAAAUUUAAUCAACCUUUCUCUGACUGUGUUUCUUGGUAAAAUGGACAGAAUUCAUCAAAUCAACAGAAACUUCAAUGUCCAAAGAUUGGAUUUAUUUUUACCUCCUGUGGGGCUAGAAAAGAAACUAAAAACUACUGAAAAGUUUCCGAACUGUCGAUACUUGAGUAUCAGUAGUGUAUGUGUACUACCUUCACAAGAUUUGAUCCAGAUUAUAAGUACAUUACCUAACUUGUCGUUAUUGCAUGUCCAAAAUGAUUGCACCGAUUUAGCAGAAAUACAAAUCGUGAAAAACUAUUGUCACUCGCAAAAUCCUAAAAUUGAUGUUUAUUUUGGUUCUACAGAUGAGAAACUAAUGAUGUCUCAUGAACUUUAUCGAAAGUUUUGUAAUUCAUUUCUACAUAUAUCAAGUCGGGAAGUUAAACAUUUCUGAUUUUCGAUUUAUAAUCGAACCUAACAAAAAAAUCGAACUGAUUAUAAUUCAAUAUCAGUUUGUUUGUAUCAUCUUUUGGCUUGAUCACAAUCAACAAAGAGAGAGUUUGAUUAAAUCCAUAAUUGUAUCAUGAUUAACAUUUUGUUAACUUCUAAUUUCACUUUGGUUUGAGGUUCGACUUCAAAUGAAGCUUCGGGAACGUUCAGCUCGAAAUCGGACAUUAUCUCAUCGCGAACCGACCCUUCCAGUGGAUCCAAUUUCUUUACCAAAGAAUCGGACAAGAAUUUGAACAAAACUGUUCGAAAG
Molecule: messenger RNA, 1878 nt
Organism: Panonychus citri (citrus red mite)
Lineage: Eukaryota; Metazoa; Arthropoda; Arachnida; Trombidiformes; Tetranychidae
Exons: 6
Coding region: 376-1572 (398 amino acids)
Molecular function (GO): protein binding
Source: RefSeq, a predicted model, not a curated record